Messenger RNA from Histoplasma mississippiense, 687 nucleotides. RefSeq lists its product with no specific name. The record is from RefSeq and is a predicted model, not a curated record. NCBI's taxonomy places the organism in Eukaryota, Fungi, Ascomycota, Eurotiomycetes, Onygenales, Ajellomycetaceae. The coding region runs from base 1 to 687 and encodes 228 amino acids. The transcript is spliced from 2 exons.
AUGAUUCUUCUCAGCAUUAGAAAGGUUAAGAUCGAUCCUAAUUUAGUAAUCAAGGAAGGACUUCAAAAUUCGGAGGGGCCAGCGAUUAUUCAUCUCAAUAACCAGAUAGCCCAGAUGCACUACAGCCUCUAUCAGACAACAACUAGUGCCGUACGGGACAGUCUUUUGAUCGGACGGCUGCAGGGCGAAUGCGAGCGACUUCAAACGCUGCUUGAUGAGUCCAAAUCCAACGAGGAAACAUACCGGCAGCAAUUAAACCAGGUGUCGGCUGCACACUCCAACGCGCUACACGAGCUGCAGGCGCAGCACGGCAUCAACGCUCGGUUGGCCUCUGACCUACGUAAUGCGCGUGCUGGUGAAAUUGCCGCACAGCAAGCUCAUAAUGCGAUAUCCGCCGAACUCAACCGAGUCUUGAAACGAUUCCAAUAUAUGGACAGUCUCGUUGACACGAUGCGGCUGGAGGAGGAUAGAUCGCUUGAUCCUCAGAACCGGUCCCGUCAGAUUACCGAUAUCAUCCGUGACAUUGAAUCCAGGUUAGAAGCAGAGUAUCAAGGUAAACUUCUGGAGAGAGAUACACGAAUUGCAAGUUUGGAAGAGCCUGUGACGGAGGAAGACAACACUAUUCCAAGAGUACGAAGCGCACCGCCUUUUCAUCUUAUUUUACCUGCUCCAGACGCAUCUCUGUGA